Molecule: messenger RNA, 2891 nt
Organism: Varanus komodoensis (Komodo dragon)
Lineage: Eukaryota; Metazoa; Chordata; Lepidosauria; Squamata; Varanidae
Gene: CORO2A
Product: coronin 2A
Exons: 11
Coding region: 10-1572 (520 amino acids)
Biological process (GO): actin filament organization
Molecular function (GO): actin filament binding
Source: RefSeq, a predicted model, not a curated record
ACAUCACAGAUGUCAUGGUACCCUCAGUAUCGGAGUUCAAAAUUCCGCCAUGUUUACGGCAAGGCAGCCACGAAGGAGAAUUGCUACGACUGUGUGCCCAUCACCCAGAGUGUCCAUGACAACCACUUCUGUGCUGUGAAUCCACGUUUCAUUGCUGUUGUGACAGAAUGUGUUGGUGGAGGAGCCUUCCUUGUUAUUCCUAUAAAUCAGACAGGAAAGCUUGACCCACAUUACCCUCGCAUCUGUGGGCACAGAGGGAAUGUUUUAGAUAUUAAGUGGAAUCCUUUUGACGACUUUGUAAUAGCAUCAUGUUCCGAAGAUGCCACUGUUAAAAUAUGGAACAUUCCUCAGCACAUACUAACAAAAAGCAUCACGGAAGCAGAGAAGGAGCUCCUUGGCCAUGCACGGAGGGUAGGGCUCAUCGAAUGGCACCCGACAGCAAGCAACAUCCUUUUCAGCACUGGCUAUGACUACAAAGUCCUGAUCUGGAAUCUGGACACCAAAGAGUCUGUAAUUCAGGCCCCCGUGAAGACAAUCGGCUUUCAUUCCGACGUGAUUCUUUCCAUGUCAUUCAACACAGACGGCAGCCUCUUAGCUACAGCCUGCAGGGACAAGAAAAUUAGGAUCAUUGACCCGCGAGCAGGAACUCUGUUACAGGAAGCAAACAACAAUUCUCACAGAGUGAAUAAAGUUUUGUUUCUAGGAAACAUGAAGAAGCUGCUCUCUACAGGGACUUCCAAGUGGAAUAACAGGCAAAUUGCACUGUGGGAUCAGAGUGAUCUUUCUGUGCCUUUACUGACGGAAGACUUGGAUGGCUCAUCCGGCCUCUUGUUUCCUUUCUAUGACUCAGACACACACAUGCUGUAUGUGCUGGGCAAGGGGGAUGGGAACAUCAGGUACUAUGAGAUAAGCUCGGAGAAGCCAUACCUAAAUUACCUGAUGGAAUACCGCUCCCAUUUGCCCCAGAAAGGAAUCGGGAUCAUGCCAAAGAGAGGACUGGACGUCUCCACCUGUGAGAUCUUCCGCUUCUAUAAGCUGAUUGCAGUCAAAAGCCUGAUAGAGCCUGUUUCCAUGAUCGUGCCUCGGCGGUCAGAAUCGUACCAGGAAGACAUCUAUCCGAUGACAGCUGGAGUCCAGCCAUCACUGACAGCACAAGAGUGGAUAAGCGGUGCUAAUAAAGGCCCUAUCUUGAUGUCUCUGAGACCAGGCUCUGUGAUCUUGGACUCCUUGCCUCCAUCUCCUGAAAAGACAGCCUUGGAAGCAACAGAGCCUUCUAAGUACCAGUAUCAGAAUAGGAUGGCUGACACCGUUGAAAAGACAAGCAGAAUCCCGGAGAAGUGGGGCCACCGGCAGGAAGAAAGGGGGCAGGAAGACAGGCGAAUUGGGUUGUCAAAUGGCUUUGAUGUGUUCGAGUGUCCUCCACCCAAAACAGAAAACGAGCUGUUGCAGAUGUUCUACCGACAGCAGGAAGAAAUCCGGAAGCUCCGUGAAAUGCUGAUCCAGCGUGAGGUCCAGAUCAAACAGCUAGACCUGGAGAUCAAAAACCUUCGCCAGGAUUCAAGCCGGUUCUGACAACACGUUGCUCAGCAGCCUUUGGAAGGCAGCUCGGCUCCAGGACAGCUGUUGCCACAGGACUCGAUUCUGGGCGGAUUAUGGUCCAGACAAGGGAGCACUUGGGGCUUCCCAGCAACUGAUUGUCUGCCUGGAGUGCCCCUUUCCUGAGAUGGAAACGGGUGGAGUUCUUACGGGUGCUUUGUUUACCAACCCUCUUUUUCACAAGGAGCUCCUAGUUUAAGAGGGGAGCCAGAGGCUCUCUGUGACUUGGAGAUGUCUCAAGGUGGAGACCGGUUCCAACAGCCUCCUGCCCCUGUGGGUGCCCGGGUCUUCCUCAAAGAGCAGCGCAUUUCUCCAGGGCCUGCCUAGCAGCUUGGACACUCCCUUACUGCCCAGCACCCAACUGCUGAAACGUGACGGUGCAGCCAAAGAGAGCAGCCCGGGGCUCUUCGCUGCAGGGCAACAUUGCACUGAAUGGCUUUCCAGUUGCCUCAAUCUCACCCUUCCACUGCGUGUGUUUCUUCGCUCCUUUGUCACCUUGUCUCUGAACGUUGUACUAGGGUCAAUGUAAGGCAUCAGGGGAAAAGGUUCAGUUUAACCAUCUUCCAUUCUUGUCCAUUUGAUCAGGUUUGGGUUCUCCUUUUCCAUGACUCUUAGAUUUGCACCAUGACAAAGUCCCAGUGCGCCUUACAAAUACUGUAGUUGCUGCCUUGAUACUUCCACCCCCGCUUUACUUCUUUUUGAUCUCUUCCAUUACCUGCUGAUUUUCAUGCUAGCUUUUGCAAAGUACUGCCAUCCAAGGAAUUGUCCUUGUUAGUUUCAAGUUCAGCAACCUCAGAUUUCCCAGGUUUAUGAAACCUGGAGUGGGGAAAAUGCCAUCCUGAUUCUUCUAGGUACUUCUCCCUAAUCAUGAAGGUAGAAAGUGUGAGGAGGGAACAAAAAAGGGUGAGGGUUCCAGACCAACAGGAGCUGGUGGGGCUUGAAGAAACUCUUAAAGUGGCACUGCUUGUGAUAAACCUGUAAGGCCCAGCUGACCUACAGGGUUUGGGUGAGGAAAGGGGAAGAAAAAAACACACUAAUGGCAAACUGGUUAAACUUUAUUAAACAGUGCCUAAUUAUAUUUAAAGACUAGUGAUUGAUGGUGUUUCUUCAAGGCUUUGUGUGUAAUUUUUACCCAGGAGGAAUAUAAUCCAAGGUGCAGAGCAGGAAAACUGCAGCUGAAAGAUUUUUGACUGGCAAAGACUGUGCUUCAGAAGAAAUGUCCCAAGCAAAAGGGAAGCAUUUUAAUGCCUGAUUGAUUUCACUAAGAAAGUGGAAAUAAAUCCAAGUCCAUGGUA